Molecule: messenger RNA, 1249 nt
Organism: Perca flavescens (yellow perch)
Lineage: Eukaryota; Metazoa; Chordata; Actinopteri; Perciformes; Percidae
Gene: bcl2l16
Product: BCL2 like 16
Exons: 3
Coding region: 237-848 (203 amino acids)
Biological process (GO): regulation of apoptotic process; extrinsic apoptotic signaling pathway in absence of ligand; intrinsic apoptotic signaling pathway in response to DNA damage
Cellular component (GO): mitochondrial outer membrane
Molecular function (GO): BH domain binding
Source: RefSeq, a predicted model, not a curated record
UCCAGUCUGACUGCAACACGUACAGACACACUUCACUGAGACCCCAACACUCGUUCACCUGCUGGCUGUUUCUUUUUUAUCUGUGUAUGGUGUAUGGCGAAGAGGAGCAUCCCCUCACCGCCAUGACAGACUGAUGUGACUUAGAGAAUGGCUUUGCUGCUUGGUACUGGAGCUGUUAUCUGUGUCCUACUGACCAUCCAUCUUGGUGAUUAGUGAAGUGGCAAUUGGAGAAGACCAUGUGUCAGUCGGAGGUGCCAGGGGCCAGACUGGGCCUGAACAGUCCUGACCCGCUGGUGAGAGAGGCUUUUCUGAUGGCCCAUGACUACAUAGACUAUGUAACCACAGGGGGGGCAGAUGGCGCCAUGGGUCCAGCUCCUACAGCCUGCACCACGGCCCUGCGCUACGCCGGAGACGAGCUCCUCACCCGCUUCCCCAUCUUCUUCCGGCGCUGGCCUCGGGUCUUCAAGGACGUGACAGAGAACACGGCCUGCCCCACGCUCAUGAGCAUCCUGGACGAGCACUUCUUCCCACCAGUCCCUGGGGGGCGGCGCAGGGACCUGGCCUGGAGCGCCGUGCUAUCGGUGUAUGUGCUGGCUGGCCAGAUGGCUCUGCAUUGCCAUGAGAGGGACAUGCUGGAGGUCCUGCCACAGCUGAAGGAGUGUGUGGGGUCCUAUGUGGAGAGGGUCAUCUGCCCUGAGAUACGAGACAAGGGAGGAUGGAUUGGUUUUGUAUCACGCUUUGGAGAGAAGCAGGGCUUGGAGGGCCAGGUGAAGAAAGGGUGCUGUUGGACACUGCUGGCAUUGGCCAUAGGCAUCAUCAUCUACUUCUUGUGGAAAAGAAUAGCUUAACCAACACUGCCACCUAGUGUCCACAACCAAAAACUCUCCAAGAGUGAACUAUAUGAAAAUGUCGGGAAGAGGAAUUUUAAGUACAUCUUUUAAUUCUGCAGAAACUUCUAUCAGUAACUGAUACACAUUAGUAUAAUUUUCAUCACUUCUGGCAUACCUAGUAAUAAUGUGUACAAAGUUUGGAUGAAAGGAGCAUUAAGCCAUUCUGAAUCCUGUCAAAAACUGUAAGCUAACCAUGUUUGUUGAGCAGUAUAUGAAAUUAUAGGAUCUGGUAUUAAUUAAUCUGCUCUUUGCUUUACUGUCAGCUGUGCACAUCCAGUCAGAAGUCAGAAUUUUAGAGCAAUCUGGAACAUACUGCAUUUCUGAUUUUACUUUUAUUAAAGCCAAUUGAGACACUUUAA